Molecule: messenger RNA, 1572 nt
Organism: Geodia barretti
Lineage: Eukaryota; Metazoa; Porifera; Demospongiae; Tetractinellida; Geodiidae
Source: the annotation of a GenBank genome assembly
AUGGACCGAACGAGCUACGACUACAUCGUCAUCGGCAGCGGGAUCGCCGGGCUGAACACCGCGCUGCUGGCGGCCGAGCACGGCAGCGUGCUGGUGGUGACCAAGGGCCGGAUUGACGACUGCAACAGCCGGUACGCCCAGGGCGGCAUCGCGGCGGCUAUCGGCCCCGGGGAUUCGGCAACGCUGCACGAGCGGGACACCCUGGAAGCCGGCGCCGGCCUGUGCAGUCCUGAGGCGGUGGGCGUUCUCACCGGGCAGGGGCCGGACAGCAUCGCCGGCCUGAUCCGGUGGGGCGUCCCCUUCGACACCAUCCACGGGCAGAUCGCCCUGGGGCGCGAGGGCGCGCACAGCAUGCCGCGGAUCCUGCACGCCGGGGGCGAUGCCACCGGCCAGCACAUCGAGGACACCCUGGCCCACCGGGUGCGAAUAUCAGAGCGCAUCACGGUCCUGGAGUACACCCACGCCAUCCGCGUCUGCGUCGCCGACGGCGCGGCAGCCGGCGUCGAGGUGAUGGGAACCAACGGCGACACCGGCCGGCAGGUGUUCCAGAGCGACGUUGUGGUCGUGAGCACCGGCGGGGCCGGCCGGCUGUAUCGCUACACCACCAACCCGGAGGUGGCGACCGGCGACGGCGUGGCGUUGGCAUACCUGGCCGGCGCGGAGGUGAUGGACAUGGAGUUCUACCAGUUUCAUCCCACCGCGCUAUGGCUGGAGGGCGCGCCCACCUUCCUGCUGUCGGAGGCGAUGCGCGGCGAGGGGGCGAUACUGCGCAACGCGCACGGAGACCCUUUCAUGGCGUCCCAUCACGCCAUGGGAGACCUGGCGCCCCGGGACGUGGUGUCGCGGGCCAUCGCGUCGGAGAUGGAGCGGGCCGACGGCCGGCCGGCGAUGCUGGACAUAUCGCACCUGCCCGCCGCCACGGUGGCCAGCCGCUUCCCAACGAUCUACGCCGAGUGCCGGCGGUACGGGCUGGACAUCACCCGGGAGCCCAUACCUGUGGCGCCGGCGGCGCAUUACAUGAUGGGCGGCAUCCGAAUCGACACGUGGGGACGGACCAACGUCGACGGCCUGUACGCCUGCGGCGAGGCGGCCUGCGCGGCGGUCCACGGCGCCAACCGGCUGGCGAGCAACUCGCUGCUGGACACGCUGGUGUUCUCCCGUAGGCUGGUGGAGGCGACGCUGGGCAACGCGCCGGAGUAUGAGGCGUCGGACGAGAGCGACGGCAACACGCGCGCCGGGCUGGCGAACCGGGCCAUGGUGUGCACCACCGUGCCGGAGCGGGGGAAGGAGAACCUGCGGGACCUGAUGUGGCGCAACGUGGGCAUCGCGCGCAACGGCACGCGGCUGCUGCUGACCGCGCGGAUCCUGAACCUCUGGCAGCGCCAAUAUUAUGGGACAUCCGGGCCCGCACCGCAGGCUGCGGAGGACUUUGAGCUGCGGAACAUGCUGGUGGUGGCGCGGCUAAUCGUCGAGGCGGCGCUGCAACGGCGGGAGAGUCGCGGCGCGCACUACCGCGAGGAUUUUCCCGAGCCGUCGGAGGAAUGGCGGCGGCACAUCGUGCUGAGGGAUUAG